UGAGAAACUGUUGCAAGCAAGCAAGCAAGCAAAAUCAAUCAUCAAUCGGAUUACAAAAACAACAAAAAAGAAUCUGAAGAAACCUCUUUCCCUUUCUCUUCUCCGAUUCUCUCUUUUGAGCCUGAUAACCCAUCACCGUUUUGCUCCUCCCGCCGUAUAGUUUAAAGCUUCCACGCCAAUACUAACCUCACCUAACCACGGCGCCCGGCGGUUGGAUUCCACGGUUUAUCAUUACGUAUCUCGGCAAUUAACUACCUCCGGCGAGACGGCAAUCUCACGAUACGACGCAGUUUUUGAGCGUUACUCGCAGGCUGGUUCGUAAUCUGAGAAGAAUGGAAUUGAAUACCAUCAAGGAUGCAUUUGAUCGUGUGACAAAGAAGCAAAAACUUUCAUCUUCAAAAUCCCAGGAAAUGAUAGAACAAAUUGCACAAGAAAUGCAACAAGCUCUGUUAAGGAUAGAAUCUAGUAAAGAUGCUAUGACUGAGACUGAUCAUAAGGUAAUCCUCCAAGAAUUAAAAGCCAAGUUGAAAGAAGUUGCUCCUCUCAGUCAGCUUGAAUCCACACAGAAGGAUCUAAAUGUUGCAUUAACCAAGUAUCCCAAGCUUUUAGAGAAAUCCUUUAACCCUGAUAUAGCAAAGGCCUACAGGAAUGUUGAUUUUGAUACCCAAAUAGUUAAUCAGAUAAUAGCUAGCCAUUUCUACAGAGAAGGUCAGUUUGAACUGGGUGACUGUUUUGUGAAUGAAGCUAGAGUAUCCGAAGGGGAAGCUGCAAAGUCAUCUUUCUUCGAAAUGUAUCAAAUACUUGAAGCCAUGAAGUUGCGGAACUUGGAGCCUGCACUGAAAUGGGCUGCUAGCAAUCACGAUCCGCUUAAACAAAAUGGAUCAGACAUCGAGUUUAAACUCCAUCGCCUUCAAUUUGUGGAGAUCCUGCAGAAUAGGAGUAGAGAGGAAGCUUUGAAGUAUGCUAAGACUUUUCUGGCUCCUUUUGCUACCAGUCACAUGACUGAAUUCCAGAAACUCAUGUGCUCUCUGUUGUUCACUGGAAGGCUCGAGUCUUCGCCAUAUUCUGAAUUGCUAUCCUCAGUGCAUUGGGAAAAAUUGUCUGAGGAGCUUGCACGGCAUUUCUGCCAUCUAAUUGGUCAAUCCUAUGAAAGCCCAUUGAGUGUUACAGUUGCUGCUGGAGUCCAAGGGCUACCCACCCUUCUAAAGCUGAUGAAUGUAAUGACUGGCAAAAAACAGGAAUGGCAGACGAUGAAACAGUUACCCGUCCCAGUGGAUUUAGGCAGAGAAUUUCAGUUCCAUUCUAUCUUCGUCUGUCCAGUAAGUCGUGACCAGGCAAGUGAAGAGAAUCCACCUAUGCUCAUGUCCUGUGGGCAUGUUCUCUGCAAGCAAUCUAUUACCAAGCUGUCAAAGAACAACAGCACUAGGCCUUUCAAGUGUCCUUAUUGUCCCUCUGAAGUUGAAGUAGGUCAAUGCAAGCAGUUAUAUUUCUGAAGUGUACACAAACAUUCUCCUGUUGUACUAAAAUUUGUUGUUUUUCUUUCCAUCUUUUUCCAUUCCACGAAAACUCUGUUCUCUGUUUUCUGUGACGUUGUAUACUCAGUAGCAUAGGGUUGACAUGGCGUAACGAUGCCGAACUCAGGUUUUCGUCUGUUGUAGCUUCUGAUGAACAGGUGUAAAUACAUAUUCUUUGCACAUACAUUUCAUCAGUAAGCAGCUCCCUUAAAUGUCUAAUGCACAAGUGGCAUUUGAAUUGUCUACAGCCUGAAUACACUGAUGAUAGUCUUCAAACAGCC
Messenger RNA from Oldenlandia corymbosa var. corymbosa, 1795 nucleotides. The record is from the annotation of a GenBank genome assembly. Lineage: Eukaryota; Viridiplantae; Streptophyta; Magnoliopsida; Gentianales; Rubiaceae.